Messenger RNA from Bacidia gigantensis, 318 nucleotides. RefSeq lists its product as uncharacterized. The transcript is spliced from 2 exons. Bases 1 to 318 code for a protein of 105 amino acids. Gene Ontology annotation, molecular function: oxidoreductase activity. NCBI's taxonomy places the organism in Eukaryota, Fungi, Ascomycota, Lecanoromycetes, Lecanorales, Ramalinaceae. The record is from RefSeq and is a predicted model, not a curated record.
AUGCAGCCAUUAGCGGCAGUCUCUACAUUUGAAGCCAACGGAAUCAGCAUUCCAGCUGUAGGCCUGGGCACAUGGCAGAGUGACUCUGGCGAUGAGCGCGUCAAGGACGUUGUUAGCAGUGCUCUGCGGCAAGGCUACAGGCAUAUCGAUUGUGCUGCAGCUUACGGCAAUGAAAAGGAGAUUGGAGAAGCCAUCAGAGAAAGUGGUGUCUCACGGGAAGAGCUUUUCAUCACAACCAAGCUUCAAUUGAUCUACCAGAUCGGUAUAAUGAGUGUUGCGUACUUAGUGCCCAAACGUGGCAUCAGCCCGGAGACGUAG